CGCGCACAGCGAAAUCAACCGUGUUGUGAUCAAGAAUAUGGACCAAACCGUUAGUGCCAUCAUAGAAAACCGAGCACCGUUAGGUCAGUCAAAUCUAAACUUCAACGAUAUACAAGAUCUUCCACUUGAUAAACACUAUCGGCUUUUUACGUUCGCUCACCCGAAGUUCCGGAGAUUCAUCGAUCGUCAAUCCGGGACAUUUCAAGGAAGUGACAAAUACCUUACCGUGAUAACACCGCCUGAACCCGACCUCGACUAUACGGCGCGCGACGAUGGUGAAACUCUUCUCGAAGCUACAAGACAAGAGACUGUAGCUCAACGAAUGUCUCAAAUUCAACUUUUGGACGUGUUCGUGAAUUGGCCGCUAAGACAAUGUAUCUUUAUGUCUAGAGAAAUUAAGUUCGAGAUCGCCAGAGGGGAGGGCCAGAUCACCUAUCCGGUCGUAAUGAAAAUUCGACAUGAAAGCAAACAGGAGAAUCCCACAGAAGUUAUUUUCGGCGAUAUUGUCGUAACCAUUGAAAACGUUCGGUUACACGCCCACGGAAUGAGGGAACUAUAUAAAACGUUGGACGACCUGAUUAAAAAGAAAGGAACGACACGAUUCCACUGUCAGGUGUUUGCAAAUAAUAUAUUUCGCUUUGCGCAUGCUCAUUUCAACACAGCGCUGUCAAUAGUGACGACGAAGGUGCCCGUCGAGUUGACCCUUACAGCAGUGAAGCCAAUGAAAGGCUUCAUGCGGACUCACGUAUUGAAAUUAUGGAAUCCAGACACGAAGGAAUUUGUGCCGAAUCAUGUCAUUAUAAGUGUUUCGUCACAAAUCACCGUAGCAACUGGAGAAUCGAUAUUUUACGGAGAUAUUCUGGCGACGGUCAAUGGUAAGGACACGGGAGUUAUGUCUGUGGCCGAGGUGCAGCGUCAGUUAAGAAGUCGUAUACCAAUACACGUGUCUAUUGUUCAGAUUUCGGUUUUACGACGCAAAGAUUUACAUGAAGCCGGAAUAGGCCACGAGAAAUAUCAGGAACUUAAUCUCGAACGAAUGUCAGUCAACAUAUGAGCCUGUCGAAUUGUUUGUUGCUGACAAUAGCAUUUAGGAGACAGAUUCGUCCACAAGGAACGUCAAUGCUUUUAUUAUUUUGUGGUUGUUAAACGCAUUUCCGUCUACGCGUGCGAAAGAUAGUGUUUAGCAUAAUGUGAAACAGAACUUUCGUAUUUUUUUUUUUAUCUGUAUAUAGAAAAAAAAAAGGAAGGCAGUUG
Molecule: messenger RNA, 1254 nt
Organism: Varroa destructor (honeybee mite)
Lineage: Eukaryota; Metazoa; Arthropoda; Arachnida; Mesostigmata; Varroidae
Biological process (GO): peptidyl-serine phosphorylation; intracellular signal transduction
Cellular component (GO): nucleus
Molecular function (GO): protein serine/threonine kinase activity; ATP binding
Source: RefSeq, a predicted model, not a curated record